Messenger RNA from Orbilia oligospora ATCC 24927, 1038 nucleotides. RefSeq lists its product as uncharacterized. Bases 1 to 1038 code for a protein of 345 amino acids. The transcript has a single exon. The record is from RefSeq and is a predicted model, not a curated record. Gene Ontology annotation, cellular component: cytosol. Gene Ontology annotation, biological process: cell wall organization. NCBI's taxonomy places the organism in Eukaryota, Fungi, Ascomycota, Orbiliomycetes, Orbiliales, Orbiliaceae. Gene Ontology annotation, molecular function: UDP-N-acetylmuramate dehydrogenase activity; FAD binding.
AUGGAGAUACUCGAAAACGCCAGUCUCGAAGACUAUUCCACUAUGCGGCUGGGAGGUCGUGCAGCUUACCUAACUAAAGUCGCCGACCGCGAACGGCUGAAAGAAGCGACUACUUGGGCAAAGCAACGCCAGUUACCAGUUAUCAUGAUUGGAUCGGGAAGCAACACUAUUUGGAAAGACUCAGGAUUCAACGGUUUGGUCAUAUGCAAUAGAAUAUUGUACUACCAGGAAGAACCAAUCGGGGGCGAUGCCAACAAAACCGUACUGGUCAAGGUCGGCGCCGGCGAGAAUUGGGACAAGGUCGUUGAACGCACCGUCUCUCGGGGUCUAUCUGGUAUUGAAUCACUUAGUUUAAUACCAGGCACAGCCGGCGCGACGCCUGUACAGAAUGUUGGAGCAUAUGGACAAGAGAUCCGAGACACGCUUGUCAGCGUCGAAGCGUAUGAUAAUGAGUCUGGGGAAAUUGUCAUCAUCAAUAAAGAGGAUUGUGGACUGAGUUACCGCACAAGUCGGUUCAAGACCGUAGAUCGAGGAAGAUUUUAUAUCACAAUGAUCACACUUCAGCUUCGGCGUGGGGAUCCUGUACAACCUUUUUACCCCGCAGUUCAAAAUUAUCUGGCAGACCAUGGCAUCGUGAAUUUUACCCCCCAAACGAUCAGGGACGCCGUUAUCGCCAUUCGUCAAGCCAAAUUGCCAGAUCCAGUGCUAGUUCCCAACUGUGGUUCUUUUUUCGCCAAUCCAAUCAUCGAGGAAACCGAAUAUACAAGAUUGCAGGUAGCUCACCCAAACCUUCCUAAUUGGCCUGUUGGGAACGGGAGAGUGAAGAUCCCUGCCGCAUGGCUUAUAGAAGAGGUUGGGCUCAAAGAUUUUCAUGAUAGAGAAAUGGGAGUAGCUACAUGGGCGAAUCAACCCUUAGUUUUCAUAAAUCGGGGAGCCAAGGCAUCCCAGCAGCUUCUUACUUUCAGGGAUAGAAUAAUGCAUGUAGUUAAUAUCAGAUUUGGUGUUUUAUUAGAACAGGAACCAGAGCUGCUUCCCUAG